This is a messenger RNA of Medicago truncatula (barrel medic), 550 nucleotides long. RefSeq lists its product as uncharacterized. NCBI's taxonomy places the organism in Eukaryota, Viridiplantae, Streptophyta, Magnoliopsida, Fabales, Fabaceae. Bases 159 to 371 code for a protein of 70 amino acids. The transcript has a single exon. The record is from RefSeq and is a predicted model, not a curated record.
CUUCCAUCAGCCUCAAUCAAUUGCCUCACACAUAGAUCAGAAUCACCUUUUCGUUCCUAUUUAACAAGCUUACAAAGGGGUCACAUAGCAGAUUGUGUAUUAUUGUAUCAGCAAUUAAUUUAAUUUUGUUAGAAAAGAAUAGCAAUUUGUGCAAAGUGAUGGCUGCUGAUUGGGCUCCGGUGGUUGUAUCAGUGGUGCUGUUUGUGCUACUGAGCCCAGGGCUACUGUUCCAGCUCCCGGCUAAGGGGAGGGUGGUGGCUUUUGGGAGCAUGCAAACUAGUGGUCUCUCUAUCUUGGUCCAUACCAUCAUCUUCUUUGGACUCGUUACCAUUUUUCUACUUGCUAUUGGUGUUCAUAUCUACUCUGGAUAAUCAAAUCAUUCCCUAACAAUGUAGCACUAUUAAUUUCUUUUCUUUGUCCUUGAUGUUUUCAUUUUUUUAUUCUUGUUUGAAUUAUUUGUUGUACUUUGACAAUAUGUAACAAACGAUGGGUAACUUUCUUUUUCUAUCCAUCUUACUUAUGGUAUAUUAAUAUUAUUUAUGUGUCUAAA